Molecule: messenger RNA, 1470 nt
Organism: Agrilus planipennis (emerald ash borer)
Lineage: Eukaryota; Metazoa; Arthropoda; Insecta; Coleoptera; Buprestidae
Product: GPN-loop GTPase 2
Exons: 3
Coding region: 542-1444 (300 amino acids)
Cellular component (GO): cytoplasm
Molecular function (GO): GTPase activity
Source: RefSeq, a predicted model, not a curated record
AAUAAAUGCUUAUCUGUGAAUAAAUGCCAUAACCUGUGAAAUUAAGAAGGUUGUUUUUAAUUAAGUUAUAACAAUAAUAUGUAAAAUUCCUUAAAAAAUUGUGGAUGUAAAGGUGAUUCCUAUUAUGGAUGUUGCAAAUUUAAUGCAAUCUUUGUCAAUUGAAGAUAAUCAUCAUUUUAAAUCUAAUUUUAAAGUGGGAGCAAUAAAUGUUGGUGGGCAUAAUACUGAGCUUGUUUUCGGGGAAUUCGUUAAUAAAUUUAUGAUAAUUACCACUCAGUUUGAGAAACUUGGCAGUCUUUUACGAGUAACUGUGGAUCAACAAGUAAACGGAGCAAACACUUUGGAACCAGUUUAUACUGUUAGUGUUGUAUUUGGUGCAGAAAAUACAGAACAACAAGCAGCAGCCAGGUUUAUUGCUGGUAGUCUACAGAUUAAGAAGCCCCUCUUGAUUUUUCUUUGCCUAAAAGAUUACUCAGCUGAAGUAGUUCGAGGUAUAGCUGUAGCACUUUUAGAUUUGAUUAAAAAUUGAAGAAAGUUAAACAUGUCUCUUGCAAAGCGUGCAAAAAAAGCAGAGGCUUAUUUUGGUCAGUUAGUUAUAGGACCACCAGGGUCAGGAAAAACUACUUACUGUGCAAAAAUUCAGGAAUUUUAUAAAGACAAGCUUAACAGAGAAUGUGAUGUUAUAAAUUUGGAUCCUGCUAAUGAUAACAUGACAUAUAAACCUGCUGUUGAUAUAAUUGAACUCAUUUCUGUUGAAGAAGUUAUGAAUUCAUUUAAACUUGGGCCGAAUGGAGCACUUAUGUAUUGUAUGGAAUAUUUAGAGCAAAACUUUGACUGGCUUCUAGAUAAACUUAAGACCAUAAAUAAUAGUUACUUAAUUUUUGAUAUACCUGGGCAGGUAGAACUUUAUACACAUCACACAUCUAUAAAGAACAUUUUUGCAAAGCUGCAAAAUUUAUCUUAUCAUUUAUGUGUUGUGCACAUGGUUGAUUGUCAUUACUGUUCAAAUCCAACAAAAUUUAUAUCUACAUUGCUAAUGUCAUUGUCCACAAUGCUUCAGAUUGGCUUACCACAUGUUAAUGUUUUAAGUAAGGCUGACUUAUUAAAACAGAAUUCCACAAAGUUAGAUUUUGGUCUUGAUUUCUAUACGGAUGUACUAGAUUUGGAAUAUUUAUUAGAACUUCUUGAUGACGGACCUUUUACAUCAAAAUUUAAAAAAUUAAAUGCAGCUUUAGUUGAUUUAAUACAAAGCUACAGUUUGGUUUGCUUUAUUCCUGUUAAUGUUAAUUCUGAAAGGAGUUUGCUAACUUUAAAGAGUGCUGUUGAUAAGGCGAAUGGUUACAUAUUUGGAAGUGGUGAAGAAAGAACAAUUCAGUCAUUAUUGUCAUGUGCUGUGGGAGCACGAACAGAAACAGAAAGAUUUGAUUCUGAUUUUUCAUUUUAAUGUUAAAUAAAUAUGCUUAUGAUAAA